AAACAAAUAAAAUAGAGCCACAAAGACAAAGCACACCAUCCUAGCCAGUUAAAUCAAGUUGAUUUUCUUUUCAACUCUGAUCAAAAUCAUAAAACUUGCAUCCAUGGCUGCCAUGAACUCCACUGUCUUGGCUUGUAGCUAUGCUAGAUCUGUUGAAGGAUGUUACGACCUCAAUGCAAAGCUCACUUCCAUGGCUUCAGUUGCAUCACCACCACCUGUCUCUGGUCACAAGUUGCAUAUGAUAAAAGCCCAGCAAGCCAGAGUUCCCCAAUACAAAGAAUCAAAAGCAAACGAAGGAAGGAGAAAUGCCCUUGUUUACUUGGCAGGUACCCUUUUCACCGCUGCAGCUGCUGCUUCAAAUUCUAAUGCCAAUGCUGGGGUCAUUGAAGAAUACCUUGAAAAAAGCAAGGCCAACAAGGAACUGAAUGACAAGAAGAGGUUAGCUACAAGUGGGGCAAAUUUCGCGAGAGCAUACACUGUGCAAUUUGGCACUUGCAAGUUCCCUGAGAACUUCACUGGUUGUCAAGAUUUAGCCAAGCAAAAGAAAGUGCCAUUUAUUUCUGAUGAUUUGGAGCUUGAAUGCGAAGGAAAGGACAAAUACAAGUGUGGUUCUAAUGUUUUCUGGAAAUGGUGAAAGGGGCAACAUUUCCCGGCCAAAAAUUAUUUUCCUGUACUAAACUAAACUUCUCCUUGAUAAUACGCCAUUUUUAUUUUUAUUUUUGCUGUACUUUUAUUAUUAUUGCUGUUAAUGAUCUUCUGAAUCCUAUAAAACGAAAAUGAAAUAAAAUAAAAAUAAACCAGACUCCUUUCCUUUAGUUUGGUUGAAUUGCAUCAA
Molecule: messenger RNA, 835 nt
Organism: Gastrolobium bilobum
Lineage: Eukaryota; Viridiplantae; Streptophyta; Magnoliopsida; Fabales; Fabaceae
Product: photosystem I reaction center subunit N, chloroplastic-like
Exons: 3
Coding region: 104-634 (176 amino acids)
Biological process (GO): photosynthesis
Cellular component (GO): chloroplast photosystem I
Source: RefSeq, a predicted model, not a curated record